CACUAUUGGCUCCAACCAGAUUGUAAAAAAUGUGAACAAAAAGGUGGGAUUUGCCAGGCCAAAAGACACACAUCUCAACAUGAAUUCGAAUGCAUAGGCAUCAAUAAAGGUUCAUCAAAAUCGAAAGUGAUUGCUGCUUGCAUUGAAAGGAAGAGUUACAUAAGAAUCAAAAAGUUUUUGGAGGAUUAUAAAGCUCUUAAGCCUGCCAGAUACUCUUAUGCAGAUAUAAAAAGAAUUACAAAUCAGUUUAAGGAAGAAUUGGGGCAGGGAGCUUUUGGAUCUGUAUUCAAAGGAAAGCUAUCAAAUGAAAUUCAGGUAGCUGUUAAGGUCCUAAACACUUCAACAAGAAAUGGACAAGAGUUCAUCAAUGAAAUGGAAGCAAUGUGUCAAAUUCACCACAUCAACGUGGCUCCCUUGGUUGCCUUUUGGUAUGAGUUUUUACCGAAAGGCUCAUUGCAGAAAUUCAUAUCAUCUGCGGACACUAAAGAUGUCUUUUUAGGUUGGGAAAGACUACAAAACAUUUCUCUUGGUAUAGCCAAAGGAAUUGAGUAUCUUCAUCAAGGUUGUGAUAAAAGAAUUCUUCACUUUGAUAUCAAACCUCAUAAUGUAUUGCUAGAUGACAAUUUCACACGUAAAAUUUCUGAUUUUGGUUUGGCGAAACUUUGUUCUAAGGAAAAAAGUAUUGUAUCAAUGACCACGGCUAGAGGAACUUUGGGCUACAUUGCACCAGAGGUAUUUUCUAGGAACUUCGGCAAUGUAUCAUAUAAGUCUGAUGUUUAUAGUUAUGGGAUGCAGCUGCUUGAAAUGGUUGGAGGAAGGAAAAUCACCGAUGUCACGGCCGAAAAUAGCAGCCAUGUUCACUAUCCAGAAUGGAUUUAUAAUCUUCUUGAGAACAAUGAAGAUAUAAAAAUCCAUAUAGAAGGAGAAGAAGAUACCAGAAUUGCAAAGAAGCUAUCAAUUGUGGGACUUUGGUGCAUUCAGUGGCAUCCGGCGAAUCGUCCAACCAUGAAGUCUGUGGUUCAAAUGCUUGAAGGAAAUGGUGAGAAGUUAGAGAUGCCACCAAAUCCUUUUGCCUCUGCAUCUGCAACUAGAGCAAGUGUUAAACGUCUGAACUUAGAGCUAGAUGUCAUCUCAGAAAUAGAGUGAUGAAGUUUGGGAUAACACUGAUCCGAACUGAUUUUCAGUUUGAAAAAACUGAAUCGAACUGAUUUUCAGUUCAAAAAACCAAACCGAAGUGGUUUAUAAACCAGUGAACCAAUUUAUUUUUGAAUCGAACCGAACUGGUUUGUAAACCAAAUUUUACGUAAUUACCCCUAACUAUUUCUAAAAAAACAAAUUCGGUUCUAAUUUUUUCGAAUUAAAAAUCGGUUCAGUUCAGUUUUUUGAACUGACAACCAGUUCGGUUCGGUUUUUUCAACUGAAAACUGAUUCGGUUCGGUUCUAGUUUUAAAAAAUUAUAUCAAAAACAAUUUGGUUCAGUUCAGUUCUGCAGUUUGAUUCAAUUUUUGAUUUUUUUAACACCCCUAAUCAAUAGUACUUCCAUGUUAUUAGAAAUUUAAUUUCUCUAAA
This is a messenger RNA of Cicer arietinum (chickpea), 1569 nucleotides long. The record is from RefSeq and is a predicted model, not a curated record. NCBI's taxonomy places the organism in Eukaryota, Viridiplantae, Streptophyta, Magnoliopsida, Fabales, Fabaceae.